AUGGGCCUAGGCGGUCGGCCGCCGCGACCAUUCGGCCCGCUCAAUACUAGCAAAAUUUUUAAAAGGUUCGGCGAUACCAUUCUUUGCUAUCCACUGUUAUUCGAACUGAAGGACUUUUAUAUCAGUGCUGAUCCGGCUGUUUUGAUUGAUGAAAUAAAGCAACUUUUGAAUUCUGGAUGUAUGGAGCAUGUGGAUUUUGCAACAGAUGAUACUGCUGAUGAUGGUAGUUUUGAAGAGCUCGGCGAUACGAAUUCGGAACUGAUCUCACGAAUUUCCGUCCGUGAUAUUACUGAAGAGGAUACUAAAAGCACAGAGCAUGAUUAUGAGUGCAAGUCGGACCAGGAAUUGUAUGAAAUUGUCCGGAAACAUAAUGUUGAUAUGCUUCGUGCUGUGGCAUUUGCAAUUACUAUACUGAGUAGGCGUUAUGGGAAGGGCUAUAUCAUCGAUGGAGAAAGCCUGGAGACACGUAUGGAGCGUGUUUAUCGGCAGGCAUGCGCUUGGCGUCUGUGGUGGCUCGUACGCUACUGUGCUGCAAAGCUUUGCAAAGUGAUGAAUUCGUUAGCACCAGGCAUAACAAAUAUGCUUGUUAGAGGCAAGCAGGUCACUCUGGGCGUGAGUGGUUGUCGCGAAGUGACAAUAUCUGCGCCAACGACUCCAGUCGAAAUUGAAGAAAUCCUGUUCAGUUCUUGUCCAGAAAGCGAACCACAAGCAGCUGUACUGCAGCAGGAGCUUAUUAUUGCUUGCUCCGAUUUGAUUGCUCAGAAGCCGUAUGCAUUUGAUGGUGUUUUAACAAUACGAUUGUCCUGGCUGGCCGAUGCAAUAUCGUUAAUGCUGAAUUACGUUCAAAGUACGGGAACCGCUCGGAAGGGCUCUUUUGCAGGGAAGCUCAGUGUGUCUGUAAAUCCAUCAGCAACAACAGCAGGAACAACAAACACUGCCGCGAGUGAGCUUUUCUUAAUCUUUGUAUGUUUAUAA
This is a messenger RNA of Gongylonema pulchrum, 975 nucleotides long. NCBI's taxonomy places the organism in Eukaryota, Metazoa, Nematoda, Chromadorea, Rhabditida, Gongylonematidae. The record is from the annotation of a GenBank genome assembly.